CGAUGGCGGCGCUGUGCGGCCGGGCGCGGCUGGCUGCGCUGGGCGGGAGGAUGCGGGGCUGCGCCAGGGCAUCGCUCCGCUCCUGCAGCGCCGGGCCGCCGCUCUACGACGUGCUGGUGUCGGGCGGCGGAAUGGUCGGCACCGCGAUGGCCGCCGCGCUCGGGCACGAUAUCCAUUUCCGUGACAAGAAAGUCGCCUUGCUGGAGGCCGGGCCCAGGAAGGAAUAUCACUUACCAGAGAGCUACAGCAACAGGGUCAGCUCCAUCUCCCCCGGCUCAGCCACCUUCCUCAGCAGUUUUGGUGCCUGGGAUCACGUCUGCAGCCUGAGAUGUAAACCAUUCCGACGCAUGCAGGUGUGGGAUGCUUGUUCUGAAGCCAUCAUCACUUUUGAGAAAGAUGACUUAGAUGACAUGGGUUACAUAGUGGAGAAUGAUGUCAUUAUGGCUGCUCUUACCAAACAGUUAGAUGCAGUAGCAGACCGGGUGGAGGUUUUCUACGGGAGCAGAGCAGUCGGGUAUACCUGGCCCCUUCCCUCUCACAACUGUGACACAAGCCCUUGGGUCCAAAUUGAGUUAGCUGAUGGACGCAGACUUCAGACCAAACUGCUGAUCGGUGCAGAUGGCCAUAACUCUGUAGUCCGGAAGGAAGCUGAAAUUCAGAACAUUGAGCAUCAGUAUGACCAGUCAGCUGUGGUGGCAACUCUUCACUUGUCUGAGGCCACAGAGAAUAAUGUAGCAUGGCAGAGGUUCCUCCCCACAGGACCAAUUGCACUUUUGCCACUGUCUGACACUGCCAGCUCUCUGGUUUGGUCUACAUCUCAUGAACAUGCCUCAGAGCUUCUCACUAUGGACACCGAAAGUUUUGUGGAUAGCAUCAAUUCUGCCUUUUGGAGCAACGUAAACCAUUCUGACUUCAUCGAUAGUGCUGGAGCCAUGUUUCGAUCUGCUCUUUCACUUCUGAAACCCUCAGGAACUGCGAUGCGUCAGCUGCCCCCAAGUGUUGCUGAAGUAGAUCCAGAGAGCAGAGCCAUGUUCCCUCUGGGGAUGGGCCAUGCGACAGAGUACGUCAGGCACCGCGUGGCUCUCAUCGGGGAUGCAGCACACAGAGUCCAUCCACUUGCAGGACAAGGUGUAAACCUGGGUUUUGGUGAUAUUGCAUGCUUAGCUCAUCACCUCAGCGCAGCAGCCUUCAACGGGCAAGAUCUGGGAUCCUUAAAACAUCUCUUAAAGUUUGAGACAGAACGUCAGAGGCACAAUGUCUCCUUGAUAGCUGCCAUUGAUUUACUGAAGAGGCUUUACUCUACAAGCCUUUCUCCUGUGGUGCUACUGAGGACAUGGGGAUUGCAAGCAACAAAUGCCCUGCCUCCCGUCAAAGACAAGCACAGAUGGGGUGAGCUAAGGAGGCACAUCCAAGACAUGGAGGAAUUGGUGGCAGGAGUAUGAAAAUGGGAAGAAGCAGAGAUUAAAGAAUCAGAAGAGCUUAAAUAACCCCUCCACAAUCCAGCACAGUACCUGCAUGGAGCAAGCACUCUAGAUCACCAUCAUCAAGAGGAAUUGGCUAAAGCAGUUCACAGCAAUGUCUGACAGGUGAGCUGAGCAUACUAGGGUAGGUGCAUGAAAUGCUUCCUCAUUAUGCAAAGAUCCCAUUGUUAUGUUCCGUGGUCAGCAGAAUCUCAUUUAUAUUUGCUACUACCUGUAAGGUAAAACUUUACUUUCCCUCCCCUUCACGUUGUAAUUUGUCAGUCCAGUUCACACACUGAAUCAAGCUCAGAGAUCGUGUUUCCUAUUGUAAAGCAAAGCAACAUCAGUCACCAAAGGGGACUGUUCUGGCCGUUGCUGGUAGCAGCUUCAUGCUCUGCUUGCAGCAUUAGGGACAGUAUUUUUAAGAAAGAGUUCUGCAAGGGGAUACUCUUUAGUCUACCAGUUGUUAUACCCUAACACAGCCAGAGAACUCAGCUCCAAGCCUCAGAAAGAACUCUCCUGUUUCUGCAAGUAACUAACAUUUCCUAUUAAGGCAGUGUAUAGCAAGCAUAGGCCAGCUACUCUUAUGGCUUCAGAUCUUUCUUUGGCUCUAUCAACACUCUACAUCUAUGAUGUACUAUGAUGUACAUCCUUCAUACUCUUAAGAUAACUGAUGGAGUAUUUGUCAAGAAAAAACAUGCAGAUGCUGUAGGCAAGACUUAUCUUACAAGGAGCAAAAAGCUGCUUUAUUUUACCUUCUUUGUUGCCACCGUACCGGUACUUCACUCCCCCAAAGUGCCACUCUGCUUCCAGUUGCUUUGGCAAACAAGAACUGCGGAACAUUUGUCCAUCUGCAACUGGAAAUAAGAGAUCAGGAAAGAUACAUUUUAAUGCAGUUAUCAAUCAUUGUGCAAAGCCAGAAAGGAAAAGGCUGAAAAAUCUUAAUUAAGGUCUUCAAGGAAAAGUAAGGAAAUGUGAACUGUGCAACCUACUGAUGGCACCUGCUUUAUGCUGUUUGCAUUUAUGUGGUUGCUGGUAAAGCUGUGUAUUGGUGGUUG
This is a messenger RNA of Coturnix japonica (Japanese quail), 2518 nucleotides long. It is a transcript of the gene COQ6, whose product is annotated as coenzyme Q6, monooxygenase. Gene Ontology annotation, molecular function: FAD binding; 4-hydroxy-3-all-trans-polyprenylbenzoate oxygenase activity. Gene Ontology annotation, cellular component: mitochondrion. The record is from RefSeq and is a predicted model, not a curated record. Lineage: Eukaryota; Metazoa; Chordata; Aves; Galliformes; Phasianidae. Gene Ontology annotation, biological process: ubiquinone biosynthetic process.